Messenger RNA from Eubalaena glacialis (North Atlantic right whale), 1534 nucleotides. It is a transcript of the gene TMEM64, whose product is annotated as transmembrane protein 64. Bases 221 to 1375 code for a protein of 384 amino acids. The transcript is spliced from 3 exons. NCBI's taxonomy places the organism in Eukaryota, Metazoa, Chordata, Mammalia, Artiodactyla, Balaenidae. The record is from RefSeq and is a predicted model, not a curated record.
GGUACUGCUUGUGUGAGGUCCGGAGUGUUCUCACUCUCAGCGGCAUCAUCCCACUGUCUCCGAGUCCUUGCCUUUUUCUGAGGACCUCUACUGCCACCUGAGCGAACGCGGGGAGUCAAGGCCAGGCGUGCGGGGCGCCAUGAACGGCCGCCGCCUGAUGGGCGCGGCGGCGGCGGCGGCGGAGGGACUGGUUGGCUGAGGGCCUGUUUGGGGCCGAGGCAUGUGGAGCCCCGGCGGGAGCUUGCUUCAGACGCUGCCCCGACUUCUGCAGCACGACACCCUUCCGGGCCGCGCAGAACUGCCGACCCGCUGGGCCCUGUCGCGGGCGGCGGGCGGGCACGACUCAGCGGACCGCCUUCCCCGCGGGGGCGGGGCGAGCGCGGCGGAGGCGGCGGCGGCGGCGGCGGCGGCCUCCGGAGCCUUGCUCGGAGCCUAUCUGGGGCACCACGGUCAGCCUGCGGCCUCUGAGCUGCCGGCGCCGGGCGCGGCCUUGGCGGGCAGCCCCGGGAGCGGCAGCGGCGGCAGCGUGGUGGUCGGCGUGGCCGAGGUGAGAAACUGGCGCUGCUGCUGCCUCGGCAGCACCUGUUGGUGCCGGAGCCUGGUGCUGGUCUGCGUGCUGGCCGCAGUGUGCUGCGCUUCCCUGGCCCUGGUCCGCCGCUACCUGCAGCACCUCCUGCUCUGGGUGGAGAGCCUUGACUCGCUGCUGGGGGUCCUGCUCUUCGUGGUGGGCUUCAUCGUGGUCUCGUUCCCCUGCGGCUGGGGGUACAUCGUGCUCAACGUGGCCGCCGGCUACCUGUACGGCUUCGUGCUGGGCAUGGGACUGAUGGUGGUGGGCGUCCUCAUCGGCACCUUCAUCGCCCAUGUGGUCUGCAAGCGGCUGCUCACCGCCUGGGUGACCGCCAGGAUCCAAAGCAGCGAGAAGCUGAGCGCCGUUAUUCGCGUCGUGGAGGGAGGAAGUGGCCUGAAAGUGGUGGCACUGGCCAGACUGACCCCCAUACCUUUUGGGCUUCAGAAUGCAGUGUUCUCGAUUACUGAUCUCUCCUUACCCAACUAUCUGAUGGCAUCUUCGGUUGGACUGCUUCCUACCCAGCUCCUGAAUUCUUAUUUGGGUACCACCCUGAGGACCAUGGAAGAUGUCAUUGCAGAACAAAGUGUUAGUGGAUAUUUUGUUUUUUGUUUACAGAUUAUUAUAAGUAUAGGCCUCAUGUUUUAUGUAGUUCAUCGAGCUCAAGUGGAAUUGAAUGCAGCUAUUGUAGCUUGUGAAAUGGAACUGAAAACCUCUCUGGUUAAAGGCAAUCAACCAAAUAUCAGUGGCUCUUCAUUCUACAACAAGAGGACCCUAACAUUUUCUGGAGGUGGAAUCAAUAUUGUAUGAUUCUAAUGAAAUGUAUGAUUGUUAGAGCCUAACAAUCCAAGGUCUAGCAAGCCCCUCACUAGUGGGCAGAUGCAAGUUCUAAUUGUAUUACAGCACAAAAAAACAAAACAGAAACUGACUAGUUUUUAAAUUGCACAUUUUUUAAAAAGCAAGAAUCAU